AUGGCAGCCCGGAAGUCGGGACCGGAGUGAGGGGAAGGGGACGGGUUGUUCAGGAGGCGAAUGACGAUGCUGUUCUCGGUUAACAUCAAGCUCUCCGCCAGGACUUUAACGGGGACGUUGAGCGGCCAGAACAGAGGGGCUGCGGACUGGGGUUGGCAAGGAUUAAUUGCCCAUGGCUGUCAUUCACUUGUAUUGAUCAUUGAUCCGAACACUUCGCAGACCAUUCAGGUUCUGGAACGGCAUAGAGCAAAUGUCGUGAAGGUAAAAUGGGCUAGAGAAAAUUAUCACCAUAAUAUUGGUUCUCCCUAUUCACUGCGAUUGGCAUCUGCAGACACCACAGGAAAGAUCAUUGUUUGGGAUGUAGCUACAGGAGCAGCUAGAUGCGAGAUUCAGGAAUACACCAAACCCAUUCAAGACAUGGAAUGGCUGUGGAAUCAGGAUGCCUCUCGGGACCUCCUAUUAGCAGUUCAUCCACCAAACUACAUUGUUCUUUGGAAUGCAGAUACUGGUACAAAAUUAUGGAAGAAAAGUUAUGCAGAAAACAUACUCUCCUUUUCAUUUGAUCCCUUUGAGAUAUCUAAUCUAGCAUUACUGACCAGUGAGGGUAUAGUGUUUAUCUCAGAUUUUUCACCAUCCAAACCUCCCAGCAGCUCAGGAAAGAAGGUUUAUAUAUCAAGUCCUCAUUCAAGUCCUGCCCAUACAAAACCAGCAGCUACAGGUGCCAAGAAAGCUUUAAACAAAGUGAAAAUCCUCAUCACCAAUGAAAAACCAAAUGCCGAGUCUGUAACUUUGAAUGACUGCCUGCAGUUAUCUUAUCUGCCAUCAAAGAGGAACCAUAUGCUGCUGUUGUACCCCAGAGAAAUCCUGAUUCUUGACUUGGAGGUAAACCAAACUGUAGGCAUAGUGGCAAUUGAAAGAACAGGAGCUCCUUUCCUACAGGUCAUUCCUUGUCGCCAACGAGAUGCGUUGUUCUGUCUUCAUGAAAAUGGUUGUAUAACAUUAAGAAUACGUCGAUCGAAUUCCAGUUCACUGGCGCUCCCCAUUGAAGAGCAGGAUCCAGAUCAACCUGCUCAAGAACUUGCUUAUGAUUUGCGUUGUCAAUGUGAUGCUAUCAGGGUAACUAAGACAGUUCGUCCUUUCAACAUGGUGUGCUGUGCUGUCAAUGAAAAUUCUGCUGCAUUGAUUGUUAGUGAUGGCAGAGUGAUGUUGUGGGAGUUGAAAUCCAACCUAUUGGGACCAAAACCUUAUUACAGUUACUCAAGUUCCACAGCCUCUCCUUUGUACUGUCCAGCUUCAUUUUGUGGAAUCCCUUUGAGCACCCAACAAAAAAAGCUUCCAGACCUCUCCUUGGAUAACAUGAUAGGACAAAGUAUAGCAGUAGAUGAAGAGCUGCCUAGGGCUCCGAACCAGCAGGAAGUUCAACUGAAGUUCCUGCUGACUGGCUUGUUGUCAGGUCUCCCACUGCCACCAUUUGUUAUACGAAUGUGUCCACCACUCACUACCAAGAACAUAAAGAGCUAUCAGCCAUUGUUGGCUGUGGGUACCAGCAAUGGAUCUGUGUUGAUUUAUCAUCUUACUAGUGGAUUGUUACACAAGGAAUUAAGUAUACAUUCCUGCGAAGUCAGGGGCAUUGAGUGGGCAAGCCUGGCCAGUUUUCUUUCUUUUGCCACCUCGACACCGAACAAUCUGGGAUUAGUGCGGAAUGAACUGCAGCUGGUUGAUCUACCAACAGGGAGAAGUGUUGCAUUUAGAGGUGAACGAAGUAACGAUGAACCACCGAUAGAAAUGAUUAAAAUAUCCCAUUUGAAGCAGUUCUUGGUUGUAGUGUUCAGAGACAAACCUUUGGAAUUGUGGGAUAUUAGAACAUGCACUCUGCUUCGUGAAAUGGCAAAGAACUUUCCUGCAGUUACUGCACUGGAGUGGUCUCCUUCCCACAACUUGAAGAGUUUGCGCAGAAAGCAGCUUGCAGUUCGAGAAGCCAUGGCCAGACAAACUGUUGCUUCUGAUACUGAAGCCAAUAACGUUGAGUCACCUAUGAUCAGUUUACUGCAGGAGGCAGAAAGUAAAGCUGAACUUGGUCAUAACAUCUCUGCACGGGAGCAUUUUAUAUUUACUGACAAUGAUGGACAGACCUUCCAUCUCACUGUGGAAGGAAACGUAGUAAAGGAUGGGGUCAGAAUUCCUCCUGAUGGAGACAUGGGCAGCAUCACAUGCAUUGCAUGGAAGGGAGAGAUGCUAGUGCUGGGAGAUGUUGAUGGAAAUGUGAACUUUUGGGACGUAAAAGCUAGGCUUUCAAGAGGAAUUCCUACUCACCGUGGUUGGGUAAAGAAGAUUCGUUUUGGUCCUGGAAAGGGAAACAUGAAACUUCUAAUGAUGUUUAACGAUGGAGUUGAAAUUUGGGAUACUAAGGAGGUUCAGAUGGUAAGCAGCAUGAGAACUGGUCGGAAUGUCAGCUACAAGGUCCUUGACAUAGAUUGGUGCAGUUCUGAUAAAGUUGUUCUGGCUUCAGAUGAUGGCUGUAUUCGGGUUUUGGAGAUAGCAAUGAAAUCAGCAAGUUACAGAAUAGAUGAGCAGGAAUUAACAGAUCCGAUUUGGUGUCCUUACCUCCUACUUCCCAGAUCUUGUCUUGCAUUGAAAGCUUUCCUGUUGCAUCAACCAUGGAAUGGACAGUAUUCACUUGAUAUCAUGCAAAUCCGUUAUUCAGAAAAUAAAGAAAUAAAAUUCCUUAUGCAGGAACAAUUGAACUCUAUAUCAAAUGACAUCCAGCACCUUCUCAUAGACCCUGAAUUCCAACUGCUGCAGCGAUGUUUGUUGGUGGCAAGGCUUUUUGGUGAUGAGUCAGAACUGCUAUUCUGGACUGUUGCUGCUCAUUAUUUGUAUCGGUUCUCAAAAAGAAAAGACCUAGUUGCACUGAAUGGCAUUCAAGAGAGCCAGGCCAGCCCACUGGAUAUUUGCUAUGAUGUACUGUGUGAGAGUUCCUACUUCCAGAAAUCUCAGAUUGAGCGAGUUAACCUGCAAGAAGCAAAAAGAACAACAUAUGAUCACACAAGGAAAUGUGCAGACCAGUUGCUUUUAUUAGGCCAGACGGACAGGGCAGUGCAGUUGCUACUGGAAACAAGUGCAGAAAAUCCAAGCUAUUACUGUGAUUCCCUGAAAGCUUGCCUAGUUACCACCAUAACCUCUUCAGGUCCUUCCCAGAGCACCAUAAAACUGGUGGCUACUAACAUGAUAGCAAAUGGAAAGCUAGCAGAAGGUGUCCAGCUACUUUGUCUGAUAGAUAAAGCUGCGGAUGCUUGUCGAUAUCUGCAGACCUAUGGAGAAUGGAAUCGAGCUGCAUGGCUUGCAAAAGUGCGUCUAAACACAGAGGAGUGUGCAGAAGUGCUGAAACGGUGGGUAGAUCAUCUUUGUUCUCCACAAGUGAAUCAAAAGUCCAAAGCCAUCCUAGUCCUCCUCUCACUGGGCUGUUUUAGCAAAGUUGCUGAAAUGCUUCAUAGCAUGCGGUAUUUUGACAGAGCUGCACUAUUCUUGGAGACUUGUCUCAAAUAUGGAGUUAUUGAAAGCAAUGAAAAUACAGAGAAAUUUUACAAUGCAGUUUAUGCAGAUUAUGCAAGAUAUUUAAAGAUGUUGAAUCUAAAGGAAGGGGCAAUGCUCUUUGCCAUGAAAGCAGGAGAUACAGGAGCUGAGCUACUUAAGGAGCUGCAUCAAAGCAAAGAGGAAAAAUCUACUUCAUGACUUGAAGAUGUUAACCUUUGAAAAUACAGUGACCAUCUUUAGCUUCAAAGGUUACCUUAACCAGUCGAUGACUGGAAUAUAGUGUCAUGUUCCCAUUUCUAAUUUUGAUCUGAAUAAAAUACAUUCCAGUUGUUGUUGCAGUGAAAAUCAGCAAAAAUAAUAUAUAGGAGAUUCUUCAUGCAAUGCUGUCUAGCAUAUCUAGAUUUUUGAUACAGUGAAAAUUUUGUUUAUGGCUAAAUUAUUUCUCUAUAAUAUUCUUCGCUAUAAUAUUUUUAUAAGUUCCUGUAGAGGACCUCACAGGCAACUUUCUCUGUGCAGUUAUCACUCUGACAACUAUAGACUUUCUGUAGUUAGGCAAAAGACUGUGGACAUCUUGUAUAGCGUGAUCAGAAAAAGUCUUAUGGGUGUCAUUGCAUUUCAAGUUUCCUUACUGUUUAGCUAUAUACAAAUAACUGUAUUGUUGCUUGAAGAAUUGGAUUUAUUGAAAUGUGAAAUGUGGAUAAAUGAUUUGUAAAAGGAAGUAUCUGAUAGCGUAGCUGGACCUUGUUCUUAAUUCAAUGUUUAAUUUGCUAUAAAUUGCUAAUUCCAAGAGAGAUGAAACAAAAUUGUGGUGUGGAAGUUGCACAUUUGGUCCAGAUGGGUGUAUAACCAGGAACCAAUGGUACCAUAAAAAUUAGGUAAGAAGGAGAUAUGGUGAACACAGACAAAGUGGUCAGAAAAGACCACAGUAAUACAUGGAGAAGGAGAUGAUUUGACUUCCUCUCAAACAAAGAGUUUCUCUAGUUUGAAGAGAAGCUAGGGAAAGGAGGAGGAGGAAAAAGGUGCAAAUUACAAAGGACAUAAAAGAAUAAUUGUCGGUUAUUGGAACUGAACAUUACAGUCAUUACAUAUUAUACUUGCAUAUUUUUGUGCUAAAGUGCUGGUAAAUUCUUUUGUAAGUUUGAUUCUUGUGUUGUCCAAAUUGUACUUGUGCAUGAUUAGUAUUAUUACAAACAUCCGUGAUCCAAAAUGGAUUUAAUAUUUUCUUCGCUGCUACAGUAGCUUAUUUCUAUAAAUAGGGAAAAAAGAACAAAAUAGAUCAUCCACUUAUAUGAAACUAUUUGUUUUUUUUCUCCUUUUUCUGGCACAAAAGUACAAUCUCUCUGCUGUUCCAUCAAAAGAAGAAGUUUUCUAACAAAGUACUGCAGCUUUACACACCUUUCUAUUACUUAUUUUUUAUAUUGGAAAGGUAAGUCAGCCCUACAGACAAAUACACUCAGUCGUCACAUGCAGUACCUUAGGUGCUUCCCUUAUCAUUCAUGGUCUUGUUGGAUACAGCUAGGAUGAAAUGGUUGUCUUUUAUUUUGGCAGGGAUAAUUUGAUAAAGUUGCAUUAGUCAGUCAGAUAGGUACAAGUAGAACAAGGUAGCCAAAUUUUACGUACAUCAUGCAGACAGGAGUUAUAAACUGGUUAGGUGUGCAAUUUUCAAAUGCUGCACACCACUAAAGAAAUUGUAUUUCCAUAUCUUAUGUCUCUGGUAAAUUCCAGCAUAUUCUGUUGUAUUGUAUCUAUAAAGUACUAAUAUAAAACACCAGUAUCUUCACAGAGCAACUAGAAAUAUGUCCUUGUGAAUAUUAUGAUAAUUUACAAUAUCUCUUAAAAUUUACCUUUUGUUCCCUCAGAGUUCUGUUGUUCUUGUCUGUGUGUGGCUUGAAGGCAUACUUCUCAAUUGAAGGAUUGUGAAGGUGUUUCACGUUUUUUAAAGAGAUUAUGCAUCUAGUGUGAGCUUCCUCAUGGUGCACAUCACUGCACAAUUGUGCCACCUAAAACUCUAAUCCAUCAUGCCCCACUCCCACCAAAGGUCAGCUAACAUGUUCACCCGGGUUGUCUUUGUAUAACAAUUCAAAAAAGCAGAAUUUCUUUCUUUGAUUGACGAUCAAAAGUCAUCCAGUCAAGCCGUCCCCAAACUUUUUUUAAUGUGAUUUUUUUUUUACUUUUUUUGUCCUGGGGACUAUAUGAAUGAAUAGCUGUAUAUUAAGUGAUAUCUACAACAUUUCCAUAGGUGAGACAUACUGGGAGGGUUGGUAUCCCUGUACAUGGCUUUGGAGCUUGAGCCAGCAUCUAGUUGCCCUUCCAAAGGUGGUGGUGAACUGCUGCAAUCUCUGACGUGUAGGUUUUCCACAAUGCCAUGUUUCAUGUAUAAGCCAUAAUUUUAACUGAUGCACAACAGACCUUCUGUGUUGCCCAACACUCUUCUCAAUUGUUUUCAGUGCUGAAUUUCACCUCCAACAAGCUUCCCAUUGGACUGGAGUUAAUCUACAAAACAAAUGGGAAACUAUAUUGCCUUCACUCCACUCUAGAACCAAUGUCACACCAACCUCAGAUGUCACAAUAAUCGUUCAUUGAAGCAUGCAGGAGAAAGGGCCUUCCACUCAACACCUGCAAAACAAAGAUUCUCCUCCAAUCUGUCCCCACUCUACAACACCAUCCUCCACCAAUAAAGGUCCUCCAAUGAGACGAUAGUAAAAAUGGGCCACCGUCCAUAUCUCGGGAGUCAAUGAAGUCAAACAUUGUUGAUGAAGCACAAUAUCCUGAGGGUGUACACAGAGAGGAUGUUUCCAUGUGGGAGAAUCUAAAACUAACAGCCACAGUUUAAAAAUUAGGGUUUGCCCAAAAGAUAGGGGAUUUUUUUUUCUCUCAGAGGGCUGAGAGUCUUUGGAACUCUGAAUAUUCUUAUGGCAGAGUAGAUAAGCAAAGGGUGAAAGGUUACUGCAGGAAGGUGAAAAUGCAGAGUAAUCUUCAUAUGAAAUUUGCCAUUGCCUUCCAUGUGCCAGUGCAGCCUUUGGCCAUCUGAGUGAAAGAAGGAAGUCUUGACCUUCAAGCAAAUCUGCCAAAGAGCUCAUGGUCUGACGUGGUAGCAGUGAUCGCUGCCCUCCUUCUGAACAAAGAGCUAUCUACAGCAGACCUCAACCCAUUGGAGAGGAACCACCAAUGCUGUUUCCACAUAAUCCUCCAAAUCCACCAGCAGGGUAAGCAAACCAAUGUAGUCAUCCUGCACUGAGGCCCUAAUUACAUGCAGCCUGGCCAAUGAAUUUGGAUGAGUUGUUCACUUGCCCAACAUCAGAGUACCAAAACAAACACCCUGUUCAGAGCUCCACCAUGAUAAAGCAUUACCUUGAGGACAGUGGAAAAGAUUCAGGGAAGUUCUCAAUGCCAGGGGGGUAAGGGGUAAGGGUGGGGGGUGGAAUGCAGCAGCCCCAUUGACUUGGGAAUCCCUGACCAUUCAGGAUAGCAUUGAAAACCUCGAGUUCAUUUGUGAGGACCACACAGAAGUCCAGCGUAAGUCCAAGAAGGAGUUCACCUCCUGCCAGAUUACCUACCCACCAAGCCCAUUACCCACCUUAUGCCCCACCUGUGGCAGAGUUGGCAGGUCCCUCAUUGGUCUCAAGAGCCACCUCAGGACCCAUAGAAUUGGAGAUGAAGCAAGUCAUCCUCAAACCUGAGGAGCUGCCAGUGUGCAGGGAUCUAAUUUCAGACAUUAAUGCAAAAGUAAACAAUGGCCCCAACGUUACCAGGCUUGGUCUAAAAUUUUUACUGUUUGGUUUUUCUCAUUAGGCUCCUUCAUUAAAAAAAAAGCCAAGUUAAUGGUGCAUGUCAGACCUCAGUAGAGGGUACCUAUCUGUGCUUUCAUUUAUAAAGGCACAAAUUGAUCAGGGACAAUCAGUCUGGUUUUAAGGGGAAGUUGUGUCUGACUAACUUGAUUUGAAUUGUAGCUGUCGGGAAAGAUUGGAUAAGCUAGAGCUGUUUUCUUUGGAACAGAGGAGUUGACAGCAAACUUAAUUAAAGUGUAUAAAAUUGUAAGGGGCCUAGUUAGAGUGAAUAGGAAGUACCUAUUUCCCUUGGUAAAUGAAUAAAAAACCAAGGGGCAUAGGCUUAAAAUAAUUGGUAGAAGGAAAAUAGUGGAGUUGAAAGAUUUAUUUCACCAGGAGAUGGUAGGAGUUGGGAACUCACCACAAGGGAGGGUGGUGGAGGCAGAACCCUUCCUCGUGUUUAACUAAUAGUUAGAUAUGUGCUUGAAGACCAGUGACCCGCAGGGCUGUGCACCUUGUACUGAAAGGUGUGAUUAGACCAAAAAUGAUGAGCUGAAUGCCCUCCUGUGUCAUUACAGUCUUUAUGAUAUAAUAAUUCCAUAAUUCCAAGGAUGUUAAAUUCUCACUGGGCUUCUUUUGAAUGAUCAUCUAUUAACAAAAUACUUCUUCCAGAUCACAGAAUUUUCUUGAAAUUACGAGAUUUUGUUCAAAAAUGUGCACGUAAGCCACAAGUAAUAUGUCCAUGAGCAGAAUUUUCUGAUCUCCAUGGUAACAACUUCACAGUGUAGCAUGGACAAUUUGUCAAAAUGUACUCUAGUGAAUCUUGCUUUUCAACACAAAUUGCUAUUAAUCUGUUCCAGGUUUAUUUGCAAAUCACAAUGCAACUUGUGAUCUGUCAUCAUCUUCACCUGUCUUAUCAUAAUGUCAGCAAGACACCAGUGAGCACAAUGUGCCUGAACAAAAAAUGUUCAGUGAUCACCACAUAGUCAUUUAUAAUUGACAGUGGUAUAUUUUGGUGUGUUCUGAAUAAACUUAAAAAUCUACUUGGCGAGCCCAAAAUUCAACCACUGCCAUUUAGCAGUUCAGUUUACUACUUAAAUCGGAAAUUACUGUCGAGUCACAUUGUGGCUUAGUUCUGUCAUCAUCAUUGUCCCUUUAUCAGAAUUGAUUUUUCUACCAUUACUGUCCUCAUUGAACUCUGUAUAUUUAAUAAUAUGCUGAUAUGCUUUAUCUUAGUAAAUUCCAGAAAAUUAUUCAUUGUCUGCAACAGGUUGAAAUGCUAUAAAACAAAAAAAGUUUUUUUUAGAAAAAUAAGAUUUAUAAAAAUUAGGAUUGUCGCAUUUUGCAAGGUAUGAUUGUUCUUUUGUCACUUUUUUUUAGUACUGUUAUGAUAUAUACUGUGUAAUUGUUUGAUAAAAUAAUAAAUUAGUCAUAGAGGCAAUGAUCACUUAUUAAACUAUUUCAAGGAGUAAUAAAAUGUGCUAAUUAAGUAAUGAUCUUAGUUUGUUUUGUUAUAAAGUUUAUUAAAUUCCUAGUUUUCCCCACACAAGAUAUCAGCAGAAUUUUCUAAAAGAUUUUAAUCCAAAGGUAAUGAAUGUGAAUGCAUUGAGAACAAUAACAUGUAAGCUAAAUAAAAAUUGUUCAAUGCAAUCCUUAAUGCUUGUCCAUUUUAAUAAUCCAUCAAUUUGUUAGAAUUCUGCUGUGAGGACAUCAUGUCUACAAAUGAAAUUGCAUUUAUUGUUUCAUUUUAAUUGGUCACAUCCGACAGACUCCAUUGACUAGUGUGAGGUAAUAUAUUGUUCUGUCACUUUCAUUCUGGUUGGGCUGUCAGUACUCUC
This is a messenger RNA of Pristis pectinata (smalltooth sawfish), 9139 nucleotides long. RefSeq names its product WD repeat domain 11 (gene wdr11). The record is from RefSeq and is a predicted model, not a curated record. NCBI's taxonomy places the organism in Eukaryota, Metazoa, Chordata, Chondrichthyes, Rhinopristiformes, Pristidae. The transcript is spliced from 29 exons. Gene Ontology annotation, cellular component: cytoplasm. Bases 61 to 3732 code for a protein of 1223 amino acids. Gene Ontology annotation, molecular function: protein binding.